Sceloporus undulatus (fence lizard) is the source of this 1136-nucleotide messenger RNA. It is a transcript of the gene RACK1, whose product is annotated as receptor for activated C kinase 1. Gene Ontology annotation, cellular component: cytosol; nucleus. The record is from RefSeq and is a predicted model, not a curated record. Bases 118 to 1071 code for a protein of 317 amino acids. Gene Ontology annotation, molecular function: translation regulator activity; ribosome binding; protein kinase C binding. Gene Ontology annotation, biological process: rescue of stalled cytosolic ribosome; positive regulation of protein phosphorylation. The transcript has 8 exons. NCBI's taxonomy places the organism in Eukaryota, Metazoa, Chordata, Lepidosauria, Squamata, Phrynosomatidae.
CCGCUUCCUUUCUCUCCCUGGGCCUCUGCGAGGUGGCAGGUCCGGGCCAAGGGCCUCUGUUGAAUCCGCCGCCAUCCUCCGUCCCCCGCGGGAGCUCGAGCCUUCUCAGCCGCCGUCAUGACGGAGCAGAUGACCCUGCGCGGGACCCUCAAGGGCCACAACGGCUGGGUCACCCAGAUCGCCACCACCCCGCAGUUCCCCGACAUGAUCCUCUCCGCCUCGCGGGAUAAGACCAUCAUCAUGUGGAAAUUGACCCGGGAUGAAACCAAUUACGGGAUCCCCCAGCGGGCCUUGCGGGGCCAUUCCCACUUUGUCAGCGACGUAGUGAUUUCUUCAGAUGGGCAGUUUGCUCUCUCUGGCUCUUGGGAUGGCACUCUUCGCCUCUGGGACCUUACCACAGGCACCACCACUCGGCGCUUUGUGGGCCACACCAAGGAUGUUCUGAGUGUAGCAUUCUCUUCUGACAACCGUCAGAUUGUCUCUGGCUCCAGGGACAAAACCAUCAAGCUCUGGAACACUCUGGGUGUCUGCAAAUAUACUGUGCAGGAUGAAAGCCACUCUGAGUGGGUGUCCUGUGUGCGUUUCUCCCCCAACAGCAGCAACCCCAUCAUUGUCUCCUGUGGCUGGGACAAGCUGGUGAAGGUGUGGAACUUGGCCAACUGCAAACUGAAGACCAACCACAUCGGGCACACAGGCUACCUGAAUACCGUGACAGUCUCCCCUGAUGGUUCCCUGUGUGCUUCAGGUGGCAAAGACGGUCAGGCCAUGUUGUGGGACUUGAAUGAAGGCAAGCAUCUGUACACGCUGGAUGGCGGGGACAUCAUCAAUGCCUUAUGCUUCAGCCCCAACCGCUACUGGCUCUGUGCAGCCACUGGGCCCAGCAUCAAGAUCUGGGAUUUGGAAGGCAAGAUCAUUGUUGAUGAACUCAAGCAGGAGGUGAUCAGCACCAGCAGCAAGGCAGAGCCUCCACAGUGCACCUCAUUGGCCUGGUCGGCUGAUGGACAGACUCUGUUUGCUGGUUACACAGAUAACCUGGUUCGCGUCUGGCAAGUCACUAUUGGAACAAGAUGAGAAAAUACCACAAGGCACACGUUAUAAUUAUGUUCAAAAAAUUAAUAAAAAAAAUUGUGCUGAAA